UCUCUAUUUUCACCUGCUGGAAAGAUGAUGGCUAUGCGUCGCAAUGGAGAUCAGAGGACCUAGACCCCAUGGAUCCCAUGGAAUCCAUGGGCCGGCGCCAGCCGACCCCGUGACGCCCUCCAAGUCUGUGACGAGUGCAGCGAGUGGGGCGAGUUGCCGCCGCGACAUGCGAAAGGAACUGGAAGAAUGGCGCCUGGCCAAAGCCCGACACCAAAGUCAGAGUGAAAAGUUGCCACGUGGAAAGGAGAACUGUCCGAGCGUCGGCACCAACGGUGCCAACGGCGACGACAAACGGAUGCCGGGCACUCCGAAGGCUCCCAGACGGUCAACUGUGGAUACUCCACGGCGUCACAGCCCUGAGAGGUUGCUGUGUGAUGCUGGUGCUUUUCGCACCCGCUCUCCGAUGCCUGCGCCGCGCAGUGCCCGGUCCCGGUCCUCCCGGUCCCAGCUGGGAGUGCCACAGAUGCCGCAGUCCUUCCAGUGCCCCAAGAGUGAGCUCCGUUCCAGCACCCUGGCUGAGCUGCUGACCUCAAGGCCACCGCUUUCCGCGCCACCCAACUCGCCGAGGACGGCCAUGGCGCUGCUGGGGCAACCCGCUGGGAUGGGAGCUCUGCAGCCUGCAGCCCUUCUGGCUGCUCUAUGGGUGGCCUUUCAGGCUGCACCCGCAGAGCCCGUUCUGGAGCCGGUUCUGGUGCCGGAAGCGCCCGCGAUCGCGCCGGCUAUCGCGCCCGUGAUGCCAAGCGUUGAAGAGGAAGAGAGACAGCUUCGCCACGAAGAGGAGGAGCUGCAUCAGCAGCAUUUGGAGCUCUUGGAUCGCUUGGGCCGUUUGCAAGCCGAAGCGAUGACCAGCCACGAUGAAGAGGUCUUGCGGGGCCGCUUCGCAGAAGUCACGGGUGAACUGCAGGAGCUUUCUUUGCGUCAACAGAGUCAGGAGCAGCGAGCCUGGAAACAUCGUGUCCGUCGGCAUCGCAGCUCCUGGCCGGUGCGCACGGCACUCGAGAUGGAGGACCACUUGAGCCGAGCGCAUGACAUCUUCAACUUUUGGUUCUUCGAGAUGCGGGAUCGCCUUCAUUCCACCUUACGGGGCUUCCGGACGAUGGAAAAGGCUUUGCAGCCGAUCCCUGAGGACCGUUCCGUGGACGCGGCUCUGCCCAGCGCUUCCGCCGAGCCUGAGCCGAUCGUUCGAGGUGUGCGAUAUGAGAAAUUCAUGUCCUGAGCCACGACAUCGGUGACAUCGGUGACAUCGGUGCCAUCGGUGACAGCGACAUCGGCGAUGUUUUGUGUCGAAGCUUUUGUUUUGGACCUGUUUCUUCACUGAGAUUUGCCUAUCAACAGUAUCCGAUAGUAUCCAUCUGGUAUUUCUUUCUUGUUUCUCCGCUUCUGAUGGAAACUAGGC
This is a messenger RNA of Cladocopium goreaui, 1396 nucleotides long. NCBI's taxonomy places the organism in Eukaryota, Dinophyceae, Suessiales, Symbiodiniaceae. The record is from the annotation of a GenBank genome assembly.